Molecule: messenger RNA, 1464 nt
Organism: Anopheles aquasalis
Lineage: Eukaryota; Metazoa; Arthropoda; Insecta; Diptera; Culicidae
Gene: Gmd
Product: GDP-mannose 4,6 dehydratase
Biological process (GO): 'de novo' GDP-L-fucose biosynthetic process
Molecular function (GO): GDP-mannose 4,6-dehydratase activity
Source: RefSeq, a predicted model, not a curated record
CGGCCGCCGGUAUCAAAGGUCGGCGCAUCAUCAACACUAUUCAAACAAACAAAAACAAUAGAGAAACGGUCCACAUAAACCCACAACAUCAAUAAGCGGGCCCUUUGGGAAGUUACAAUUACUGCGGCUACAUUAUCUUAGCAUUAUGGAGAGUUGUUCUGCAGUGCCGGAUCGUGAGCGAAAGGUGGCACUGAUAACGGGGAUAACUGGCCAAGAUGGUUCCUAUUUGGCAGAGUUCUUGCUUGACAAAGGCUAUCAAGUGCAUGGGAUCAUACGACGAGCGAGCACGUUUAACACCUCGCGGAUCGAGCAUCUUUAUGCGGACCCCCAAACGCACCGCGAAGGCAAGAUGAAACUGCACUAUGGCGACAUGACCGACAGUAGCGCCUUGGUGAAGAUCAUUGCUGCAGUGAAGCCCACGGAAAUCUACAAUCUGGCCGCACAGAGCCACGUGAAGAUUUCAUUCGAUCUCAGCGAGUACACGGCGGAAGUGGAUGCCGUGGGCACGCUGCGGCUGCUGGAUGCGAUCCGGACGGUGGGUCUGGAGAAGGCGGUUCGGUUCUACCAAGCCUCUACCUCCGAACUGUACGGGAAAGUGGUUGAGACGCCGCAGAACGAGAAAACUCCGUUCUAUCCCCGUUCGCCGUAUGCGUGCGCCAAGAUGUACGGUUACUGGAUUGUGAUCAACUAUCGCGAGGCGUACGAUAUGUUUGCCUGCAACGGGAUUCUGUUCAAUCAUGAAUCGCCACGGCGCGGAGAAAACUUUGUGACCCGCAAGAUCACCCGAUCGGUCGCAAAGAUAUCGCUAGGACAGCAGGAAUGCCUAGAACUGGGUAAUCUCGAUUCCAAACGAGACUGGGGCCACGCGAAAGACUACGUGGAAGCGAUGUGGCUGAUGUUGCAGCAAGAGAAACCGGAAGACUUUGUCAUUGCCACCGGCGAGACACACUCGGUGCGCGAGUUCGUGGAGAAGGCCUUCGAGUACAUUGGCCGGGCGAUCGAGUGGCGUGGAUCGGGUGUGGACGAGGUUGGCAUCGAGAAGGGUACGGAAACGGUACGUGUGCGCAUCAAUCCCAAGUUUUUCCGACCGACGGAGGUCGAUUUGCUGCUCGGUGAUGCCAGCAAGGCCAAGCAACAGUUGGGCUGGACGCCGAAGGUAACAUUCCUACAGCUGAUCGCAGACAUGAUGGCGGCAGAUAUUGAGCUGAUGAAAAACAAUCCCAAAGCCUGAACGUGAGCAGGGCAUGCCAUUCCUAUUCCAACGCUUUGUACGGUCAGUAUUUGAUAAGAACUCGUCCUAUAGCUAGGAUGAGGAUACUACGGGUUUUGCCAUUGCCUAUGUGUAUCAGCUGUGUAUCGAGCGAUCGUGCGAUCAGAUUUUAGAAUUCAACAACCUAAGCUCAGCAAGGGAUUCCAAAAGAAAUAAACGUAAGUGGAAACUGCUCGCGCAAAACCCAAUACCAA